UAUGUUACAUUCCAAAUUUUUAUUGCCUUUGUGGAGCAUUUAGAAGAAAAAACUGAAAUACCGAUGAGGGUCAAGCGAAGUGCAUGUUUCUCACCGCGCAAAUCCUGUUCAAUGAAGCCUGUGAUUGCCAUUGUAUUUUACUUCAACCAUAAAACAUUAUGCAUGUUUAUAUACUCAUUCAACUGUGUGUGUGUGUAAUUGACAGCAAGCAGGAUAUGUCUUUCUAGUGCAUAAAGGUGCCCUUGAACAUAUGCACAUGCGUCGGACAAUCUAUCCCUCCCCAACUCCCAACAGCCGAACAGACCCUGAGGAGUUGUUCACUAAACUAGAGCGUAUCGGGAAGGGCUCGUUCGGCGAGGUGUUCAAAGGCAUCGAUCGCCGCACUCAGAACGUAGUGGCUAUCAAGACCAUCGAUCUUGAGGAGGCAGAAGAUGAAAUCGAAGACAUCCAACAGGAGAUCACCGUACUCAGCCAGUGUGAUAGUCCUCAUGUCACCAAAUACUAUGGCUCUUACUUAAAGGGUAGUAAACUAUGGAUCAUAAUGGAAUAUCUGGGAGGAGGUUCGGCUCUGGACCUGCUGAGAGCCGGACCCUUUGACGAAUGCCAGAUAGCCACCAUGCUGAAGGAGAUUUUGAAAGGUUUGGACUACCUGCACUGUGAGAAGAAAAUCCACAGGGACAUAAAAGCUGCCAACGUGUUGUUGUCUGAGUCUGGUGAGGUGAAGCUGGCAGACUUCGGUGUGGCGGGACAGCUGACAGACACACAGAUCAAAAGAGAGACGUUUGUAGGUACACCGUUCUGGAUGGCUCCGGAGGUCAUCCAGCAGUCUGCCUAUGACUCAAAGGCUGAUAUUUGGUCUCUCGGGAUCACUGCCAUUGAGCUGGCCAAGGGCGAGCCCCCGAACUCAGACAUGCACCCCAUGAGAGUGCUCUUCCACAUCCCCAAGAACACACCACCCACCCUCAACGGAGACUUCUCCAAGACUUUCAGAGAGUUUGUGGACUCCUGUCUCAACAAAGACCCUACAUUUAGGCCAACAGCAAAGGAACUCCUGAAGCACAAAUUCAUCGUUAAAUACGCCAAGAAGACAUCCUACCUCUCCGAGCUCAUUGACCGGCUGAAGCGCUGGAAAGCCGAGGGUCACAGCGAUGGAGAAUCGAGUUCUGACUCCGACUCAGAGCCCAGCAGCAAGGACAGCGACUCGUCUCCUGAGUGGUCCUUCACCACCGUCCGGAAGAAGAAGCCGGAAAAGAAGCAGCCCAAUGGAAUGGACGAAGAACUGCAGAAGAAGUCAGGCAGUUUAACCACCGUCAUGGCUCCUGUUUUUUCAGAGCUAAAAUCGCAGCACAGUGACGAUGACAAGACGAGAGUUCUGGAGCAGCUGGAGAAGAGCCUGCAUGUGGCUGAAGACAUCUGUCCUGGUGUCACAGACCGGAUGAUCAGCCACAUCCUGGAGAGGGUGCAGAGGUUCUCUAUGAGUUAGUGCUGCGUUGAGAAACGCCGCCCUUCUGCUGUCAGCCCUGAUGACUGCACCUUAACACACUCACACAUGUACAGAGACAGGAGGGACGCGGGGUCGCACACACACUAUCUUAUCAUAACCAAAAGGAAUUCUUUUUUUUUUUUUGUCCCAAAGAAUGGAAAUAUAUAUAAAUAUAGUGUGUGUUCAACUGUAUUUAUACAAUUUUGCCACAUGCUUUUAUAUUAGUCUUCUGCUGGUGCCCAAGGAUGUGUGUUACUGUUAUUUUAUUCCACAUUUUACUUUAAAAGACACAAAAUAUAUUUACCAGUCGAGUAGAUCUGCUCUACAGCUCAUUAGGCAAAUCUUUUGGAUAGCAUAUAUUUAUGUAUUUGAUGUCCCAAUCCAUGACUUUAUUUUAAACUAUGAUCAAUAAUAUAUACGUUUGGGAGAUAAACAGUUUAUUUUCGUUCAUCUUGGUUUGGGAUUUCUUUUGUUUCUCUCGACACACUGUUAACUGUAGCAUUACAGAACUGCUGUAUGGGAUUACAUGCAUAUCAUAUCAGUCAAAAUGAAUAGAAAUACCUCAUUUAAGCAAUCAAAAAAAAAAAUAGACCGCUCCUGGUUAAUGAAGAUUGAUCAAAUUGAAACUGCUAGGAAAAUGAGAGGAAUUUUGCUGUGCAAAAUCUACCUCCACUUCUGGCCCAUUACAAUAGAGAAUUUCAGUUUUAUUCUUUUCUCUUUUGUAGUUUGACGUUUUUUUUAAUUGGCAAGAUAAUUCGUCUUAAAUCUCUAGACCUUUUUGUACACAGGACUGUAGUGAAAUACUUUGCCCUUUAUUUCUCAGUAACGCCCUCUUUUUACAGUGUCUUGGUUUUUUUUUUUUUUUUUUGCGCUAAUAUUUUUAUACAAGGGUAGAAUUAUACUGUAUUUUUGAAGGAAAUAUGCACUUGCGCACACUUUGUAUGGGGUGGGCCUGUUUUGUGUUUUAAUUUCAGAGCUCUCUUGCUCCAAAGACAUUCCACUUACUCUGCGUAGCCUGCUUCUGUAAGCGAUGGGGGGGGUUUCUACACAAACAUGCAUUUAAGCUCCCGAAAUGACAGCAAGUGAUUCGAGUCCACGCUAGGCAGCAGUAUAGAAUUCAAGCUUGCUUUCAUGUAAUCUCCUGUGAUGAGGGAUUUUUUAUUUUGUUUGCCACGCUUGUAAAGAAACAGGAGGGUGCCAUUGCUGGUGUGGUGGUCAUAUGUCAUAUUUGCUCCUGUUGGCUUGGAGAGACUGUGCCAACGUUGCAUCCCAUUGUGCCUAAAACGCCUUUUUUUUAAUGUAUAUGAUGUUAUUGUCUUCUCCAACAGCUUUAAAACGAAGUUUCACACAUGUUGUUGUUGUUGCCAGACUGCUGGAAGAUUUUAGAGCAAUAAAGGUGUUUAGUGGAUUUGUAUAUUUCUUUAUAGAAAAGUAGAUGCAGAAGCUAUAGGUUUUGUACAUUUCUUCACCAGAGCUUUUGUAAAUUUAAGACGCCAGACGGAAAUCUUUCUAGGUUGUAUCAUAUAGAUGCUGUUCUCUUCAUUUUUGGACUUUAACUGUUACAGAUACGUUUUUUGUUUGGUGUGGCAAAUAAAGAUUUAAAUUAUGACA
Sinocyclocheilus grahami is the source of this 3094-nucleotide messenger RNA. Its product is annotated as serine/threonine-protein kinase 26-like. Gene Ontology annotation, molecular function: ATP binding; protein serine/threonine kinase activity. The record is from RefSeq and is a predicted model, not a curated record. Gene Ontology annotation, biological process: protein phosphorylation; negative regulation of cell migration. Bases 251 to 1483 code for a protein of 410 amino acids. The transcript has 11 exons. Gene Ontology annotation, cellular component: cytoplasm; Golgi apparatus. Lineage: Eukaryota; Metazoa; Chordata; Actinopteri; Cypriniformes; Cyprinidae.